GGGGGUCCCGAUGAGGAUUUUGGGGGUCCCGAUGAGGAUUCGGGGGGUCCCGACGAGGAUUUGGGGGCGCUGGCCCCGGCGUUCCUGCUGGGGCUGUGCCUGGAGCACGCGGCCAAGGAAUUCCCGGCGGGACAUUUCCCGGAGCUGCUGGGGAAGGUGGCGGGGAUGCUGCGGGAAACGGUCUGGGAGAAAAUCAAAGAAAUCGGGGACCGGCAGCCGGAGAG
Zonotrichia albicollis (white-throated sparrow) is the source of this 224-nucleotide messenger RNA. The record is from RefSeq and is a predicted model, not a curated record. Lineage: Eukaryota; Metazoa; Chordata; Aves; Passeriformes; Passerellidae.